Messenger RNA from Bombyx mori (domestic silkworm), 2046 nucleotides. Its product is annotated as titin. The record is from RefSeq and is a predicted model, not a curated record. Lineage: Eukaryota; Metazoa; Arthropoda; Insecta; Lepidoptera; Bombycidae. The transcript has a single exon. Bases 1 to 2046 code for a protein of 681 amino acids.
AUGCCGCGACCAACAUAUUACGCACACAUACAAAAGAUACCGCAGCCUCGUCACCAUCACCAGCCGCCUUUCAAAUACUAUCACUCACCAAACUCUAUAUACAAGUUUCCUAGAGUGAUACCGCUGCCGCCGCAUCUAAGAAACCAUUACUAUUUGAAGUCGCAACCGCUCAUGUUCGCCGCAUCUACUGGGAAACCUUCAAUAGUGAAGAGCCCGAAAUUCAGUUUACCGGUUCAAACUAUUAACGGUAUUCGAACAGAGUUCGUCAGACCACCCAAAUUUUGGAACAUAACAUCAACGACGACAACAACAACCACCACCACAGAAGCCACAACAACAACCAAAGCUCUGAGAACGAAACGUAUUUGGCCUAAACGAACUUCAGAACUAGACAACUCGACACUUUCCAAUGCAACUGUACUCGAUAACUCAUCAUUAAGCAACUCUUCCAAUGAAGACUACCUCGAAACAUCGGCCACAUUUCGCCGAUUUAGAUACGCAUACAAAAACGCGACGACCACGUCUACAACUCAAUCUCCAACGCUUCGGAGCUACCGGCCAGUAACACGAAUUCCUAAAAUCAAAUCAACGACCCCCACUAUUAAUUUCACAGCUAUCGGGCCAAACGACUGGGUACCUAUAGUACCUUCUCAUUUUCCUAAAUUAAGAACACUACUAGCGCCGAUACCGACGCCAAUAAACAAACGUUCGGAUUUCAUUACGAACUCGGAAACGCCUCCAGAAAAACAAAUGAUGUACCUGCAAAGUUUUGGUUUGGUCCCCGUAUCGAAGAACUCCGAGACAGCCAUGACCAGAAAAAAGAUGGUUUUCUUUAAAAGGAAACGACAAUUGAACCCGUAUUAUUCUGGUUACAGCCCGAGGCCGGGGAAGCCGCUGAAAGGGGUGAUAUACGGGGACCAAGAGACCGACGAGAGCCACAGCCAUCCCAGAGUUGUCACUAAAAUAAAACAUCAUCAUCAUCACCAUCACCACAGAUACAUUAAAACCGUCGAGAAACCAGUGAAAGUUCCAUAUAAGGUGGAAAUACCGAAACCCUAUCCUGUGACGGUUGAGAAGAAGGUCCCAUAUCCAGUGGAGAAAAUAAAAUUCGUCGACAAGCCAGUACCAUAUCCCGUUACCGUAGAAAAAAGGAUUCCCUACCCUAUCGGUAUAAAAGUUCCUCAUCCGGUCCCGGUGAAGGUUGUCGAAAAGGAAUACGUCCCAAAGCCUUACCCGAUUGUUCAUCACGUUCCUGUUGUGAAACAUGUGCAAGUGAAGGUUCCGCAUCCGGUGCCUGUGCCCGUGGAAAAAAAGGUUCCCUACCCUGUUGAAGUCAAAGUACCGGUAGACAGACCCGUACCGGUUCGUGUGACGGUCGAGAAAAAAGUACCGUACCCAGUUCCAGUCAAAGUUUUAGUCCCGCAACCGUAUCCGGUGGAAACUAAAGUGCCUUAUCCGGUAGAAGUCAAAGUUAAGGAGCCUGUCGAAGUUAUAAGGCACGUCCCUGUAAAAGUUCCAGUGCCGCAGCCGUAUCCCGUAAAAGUGCCUGUAAGAGUAACCGUGGAAAAGAAGGUACCGUACCCAGUGGAGGUUGAAAAGAAGAUACCGGUGCCAGUUGAAGUUUACAUACCGCAAAAAGUAGAGGUCGAGAAGAAAAUACCCGUUUACGUACCUAAACCUUACCCGGUGGAGAAGAAGGUACCAGUGCCGGUCAAAGUGCCUUAUCCUGUAAAAGUUCCGGUUCAAGUGCCCAUCGAAGUGCCGAUUUACAUUCACCAUCCUUAUCAAAUCGAAAGUGCUGAUUAUAUAAGUAAUGUGCAGCAAUACGAUCCGCAGAACGUCGGUCAAUAUUUUUCUAACAUUGCCAGUCAAUUUUUUUCUAAUACUAACAAGGGGGAACAGCGGAUCUUUGGCACAAUUUCAGCAGAAGUAUCAACAAAUUCGCCUCAACACACGGUCACUGCUCACGGUAAUUCAGGAUUUGCAGGUUUUCACUCUCGAUCCGGCACUGAUACACUAACUACGACGGCAGCCACGACCAUAUAA